Molecule: messenger RNA, 2446 nt
Organism: Menidia menidia (Atlantic silverside)
Lineage: Eukaryota; Metazoa; Chordata; Actinopteri; Atheriniformes; Atherinopsidae
Source: the annotation of a GenBank genome assembly
UUGAGUUUAAUCAUGAGACUCUUUGGCAAUCCUUUACCUUUCCAAAACAACGGUACAUCACAAUUAGCCUCACCUGUGUACGAGGACGGAAAAGUGGUUCAAAUUUGUAGAAGUGAACUGGAAUGUUUCUGUCACCAUGCGAGAGAAGAAAGCUUUGAGGAAAUAGGACUUCUUUGUUACACCAGGGUGCUCUUUAGUUGUUAAUCUCUACUACUUUGCAGUGGGAUGGAUUCAAUGAGCAGAUUUUCUCGUUCUUGUUCGUGCUGAAGGACACCCCUUAGAACAAAGCAAGGUUUGACAAUUCAAGAGUUUUUGUCUGACUAAAGAUCUGGGGUUGUGUAUCAUCUAUCUGUCUUCUUCACAGGCGAGGACAUUUUAAAGAUUGAACGAUGGCUUUGAUGGUUGUAAAGUUUGACCUUAAAAAGCGGGUAAAGCUUGCUCAGACUGUCUGGUUCAUGUACUGGUUUGCUGUACUUGCUGGCAUCCUGGUUCUCAGUUUGGGCUUAUUUUUCAAGAUAGAGCUGCGAAAGCGCUCAGAACUCAUGGAUAACAACGAGAGCCACUUCUUGCCUAACUUGCUUAUAAUCAUGGGGCUUAUUGCCUGUUGUAUCAACGCCUUCGGAGGGAAAGUCUGCUACGACUCCUUGGACCCGAUCAAGUUUGCCAAGUGGAAGUCCCUAUUGAAGACCUUCUUGGUGUUCUGCAUGGGCUUCAACGUCCUACUGCUUGUCACUUCCCUGCUGUGUUUCGUGAUGAGGAUCCCUCUGCAGUUUACCCUGGCCGAGGGCCUGAAAAACGGCAUGCGGUUCUACAAGGACACAGACACACCGGGGCGCUGCUACAUGAAGAGGACCCUGGACCUGAUGCAGAUGGAGUUCCGCUGCUGUGGGAACGACAACUUCAGAGAUUGGUUUGAGAUUCAGUGGGUUAGCAAUCGCUACCUGGACUUCAGCGCUAAGGAAGUCAAAGAUCGCAUUGGGAGCAAUGUGGACGGCCAGUACCUGAUGGAUGGAGUGCCAUUCAGCUGCUGCAAUCCCAGCUCCCCCAGACCCUGCAUCCAACACCAAAUGACCAACAAUACAGCUCACUACAGUUACGAUCACUACACAGAGGAGCUCAAUGUGUGGAGGCGUGGCUGCCGCGACGCUUUGCUGUCGUACUACGGAGGCAUCAUGAACACCAUCGGAGCACUGGUAGUGCUGGUUGCCAUGCUGGAGGUUGCUGUCACCAUUGGCUUGCAGUACGUCGACAGCUCCCUGUCCACUCUGGCGAACCCGGAGGACAUUGAGAGCGAAAGCGAGGGCUUUCUCCUGGAGAAGACGGUGAAGGAGACGUUCACUGACGUCAUGGCCAAAAUGAAAGCCAUGGGCAAAGGCGGCAAGGUGGAGGAAGGGGGUGAGGAAGGGGGUGUUGCAACUGUGAGCUGAGUGAACCAGAACUGCAAAAACUGUGAAGACUGCAACCAGAAAAAGAGAGACGUGUUGUCACUGCUGUUUUUUUCUACCACCAUUUACUUUGUAGGCACUAUCAUCUCACACAAAUAUGAUCAUCUCCUUUUAAGUGGACCUCUAACAAAUGGAAUUCUUAAGUAAUUUUUUCUGUGUAUCCCUUCAAAUAAAUAUAAUGAUUGCAGUGAUUACCGACAGUUAAGUUAGACUUAUUUCUAUGAAACAACUUACUUCAGAUCAGAUAUGAAUGUUUUUCCAAAAAAGAAUGGAAAGAACAAAUCAGCUAAAUGUUUAUUGAUAACAUGUUGUCUAAGAUAUUUUACAAUCACCAUGAAUUCUGUACAUUAUUUUUGUAUUGCCUGUCACAUAGCUUUGUGGGGAUGAUGGCUGCUAUGCAAUUCUCCCUCUCUUGGAGGCCAAAAGUGCAGAUAUUUACAUCCCAUUAAACACAGUGUUGAAUUUUCUGACCUGUCUGUAAUGUGGUUUGUAGCUGAUAUUGUGUAUAGUCAAACUGAACAGAUUAACUCACAGUUACCCAAACUCAGCUCUUUUCAUACUCCAGUCUACCUUUGACGCCCGGCUAAGCCCCCGAGAAGGAGUAAACUUCUGAAUUGAGUCAGCAUGAAUUAUGUAUGAAUGUUGCAGCACAUGACUGAAUGGGGAGGCUUGGGAAUCAGGAGGUGCCCCCUGGAGAGAAGAAGGGGGCAAUUCCAAACAUGUGGAGGAAAUUGGCAGCUAAAUCUGGGCUCUGACCCCUGUCUGUAAUCUUUGCCACUUCCCCUUUGCAUUCGGUAUCUUUUCAUUGAUGCAUACAGUACGUAUGUAUAUGUAUGUUUGUAUAUUCUAAGAAACUUGGUCUUUGUACAUAGUGUAGAAAAUAAUUCUACUUUUUUAAAAUAAUGUAAUUAAGCUAAAUCUUUUAUUUAAAUCCAUGUGAAGUUUUUUUUUUUUUUUCCAAAUGAUGCUUUCAGCUUUAUGUAUUAGUGUGGGAAAAAAAU